This is a messenger RNA of Cheilinus undulatus (humphead wrasse), 1244 nucleotides long. RefSeq lists its product as uncharacterized. Bases 86 to 913 code for a protein of 275 amino acids. Lineage: Eukaryota; Metazoa; Chordata; Actinopteri; Labriformes; Labridae. The transcript has 5 exons. The record is from RefSeq and is a predicted model, not a curated record.
AGAGCCAGUAAACAGAGAGUGACCCUUGAAACCACACACCACAUCAGAGAGUCCGGCAGAACGAUCCGGACUUCAGGACGACCUGAUGGAUCUGAGUCUGCUCUUCACGCUGUCGCUCUGCUGGUGGACGGCUGCAGCGAGGUCAUACUGGAGCGAUCAACCAAAGUUCCUCGCCGACGAUGAGAUCAAAGACGGAGAGACGGUGGAGAUCACCUGCACGCUCCCCAUCGAUUACAGCGGAGGAGAAUGUCGCCUGUACAGAGAAGGUUCCCGCGUCCCGUUUCGAGUGGUAAAUGAGGCGGGCUACCUGUGCGUCUUCUACGUGUAUUCCGGCGCGCUGCUAGGGAGAGAGCCGGUCGGCAGCCGGGUCUAUCUCACGUGUGACUACCACCUGCAGGAGUACACCUCCAUGCACAGCCAGAUUCAUGGGAUCACUGUAACUGGUACCAGUCCCAGUCCUCGUCUGUCCGUCAGCCGCCGCUUGCUCACACCUGAUGACAAAUUGGAGGUCACCUGUUUUCCGCCGCUCCCCUCCGUUUCCAGCUGUAGCUUCUACAAAGACGACUACCCAGUCGCUCAGGGAUCCUGCAGCAGAAACCUUACUGGGAAGCAGCUUUCUCUAUUCUGGGAGAAACCUGCCACACUGGUUCCUGUCAACCUGACCUGCAGAUACUUUCCACACCAAGGUCUGGAGGUCAGAUCAGAGAGCAGCAACCACAAUCAGCUGUUUGUGCUCGAUGUGAGUCGAGUCUCCACGUCCAUGAACUGCAGCGUGACGGUGGAGGACGAUCAGCUGGAAGCAUUCAGAGAUAGAAGCUGGACUUCUGUGGGAGCAGACGGACAGACGGUCACUGUUCAUGUGACAAACAGAAACCUGACCACCACGGAGAGCUGCAACAACAUCCUGCCUUAACUGUCUGCUAAUCAAUCCACUCACAUCUGAUUGUUUUACUGGCAGCAUCAGUCACACUGAAUCUGACCUUUUGGAAUCAGACUAAGGCCACUUUGGCUACGUUCACACUGCAGGCCUUAAAGAUCACAUAUUGUGCAAAAAUCACUUUUUCAGGCUUUUCUGACAAAAAUAUGUGUACAAACCCCCCAAGAAUCAGGAAAAUCAAUUCCCUCCCCCCUCUCUCUCUCCACCUUUCAGAAAAUGUGUGCUGAAACAAGCUCAGAUUUUCCCCUUGUGAUGUCAUGUUGGGAGUUAGCCCCGCCCCCUGGUUUGGUUGGCUCUCCCCGCUUGG